AUGAGUCUUUAUCCGUGCAAAAUGUGCGCUUUGCGAGAAGACGACACACGAUUGCGCUCUCAGUUUAUUUUACAACCCGCUCGGAACGAUACGUGCAUUGACGUCAGUGACGGAAAAAGCGCUCAUUUCGUGCAAACCCCGUGCAAUCGACCCAUUCGCCGAGUGGCUUCGAAAUUGUCACGAAAGCCAACGAAUGAGAUCGAGAGACUGAAGAGGAAAGGCGACAACUGGACAGCGAACGAUUUGUUCCGCUUUCAGUAUAGCGAUCCUGAAGAAGGCACCACGGAAGAGCGCCGAGAACUUUGUUAUGCUUGGCUUGAUCGUCUUUUGGCCAUCUCAAAGAAGUACUGCUAUCUGGCUUGGUACGAGUCGGCCAUCUAUGCGUGCUAUUAUCGGCUCGCACCAAUUAUUGCGGAAAUGGAUGAGAAACGGAAGAUUUGGAAGGAUGUGAAACGAGAAUAUGCGGAAAUUUUCCUUAUG
This is a messenger RNA of Cylicostephanus goldi, 480 nucleotides long. The record is from the annotation of a GenBank genome assembly. NCBI's taxonomy places the organism in Eukaryota, Metazoa, Nematoda, Chromadorea, Rhabditida, Strongylidae.